Falco peregrinus (peregrine falcon) is the source of this 3423-nucleotide messenger RNA. It is a transcript of the gene EXOC3L1, whose product is annotated as exocyst complex component 3 like 1. Gene Ontology annotation, molecular function: SNARE binding. Gene Ontology annotation, cellular component: exocyst. The transcript is spliced from 13 exons. The record is from RefSeq and is a predicted model, not a curated record. Lineage: Eukaryota; Metazoa; Chordata; Aves; Falconiformes; Falconidae. Gene Ontology annotation, biological process: exocyst localization; exocytosis. The coding region runs from base 98 to 2359 and encodes 753 amino acids.
GUCCUGAGCGCGGCUGCCGGAGCACAACGAGGCCCUGAGGAGUGCGGCUGCUCGGCUGAGGAAGCGCCGGGGGCCGCCUCCGCGCCGCCCGGACACCAUGGGCCUGUCCGCGGGGGACGGGCGCGCCCGCAGCCCCAGAGAUGAGGAGUGGCCAGAAGCAGAGAAGGCUGAGAAGCUGGCGAGAGGAGCCGCCCUGAAAUGGGCUUCAGGGGUGUUUUACCGCCCUGAGAAACUGGAGGGGCUUGGGCAGUACCGGAGCCGAGAGACACAGAGGAACAGCUCCAUCCGGUCCCGGCUGAAGUCAACUGUCCAGUCCUACCUGGAGGGGGUAAGUGCGGGGCUGGAGCAGCUGCAGUCGGCGGCCCAGGAGGUGCAGAGCGUGUGCCAGGACCUAGGGGCUGCACGGUGGACCCUGCUCGACAGCGCAGACUGCUUCCAGGGCCUCCAGCAGAUGCGAGUGCUGAUGGCAGAGCAUGUGCAGCUGGCCUCGGUGGUCCAGGUGCUGCCUCAGCUCUUCUCAGUCCACGAGGUUUUUUCCCAUAUCCUGCAGCUGCUCCAUGGGCAGCACCUUCUGGAGGCCCACGCGGAGCUCAUGAUGAUGGAGCACCUCCGGGACAACAUCCUCUCCCAGCUGCACCUCCGCAGGCUCUCCAGUGCCCAGGCAACUGUGCUGUCCUACUUUGGUGGCCUGCAGGAGCUCAACGAGAGCCUGGCCAAGCAGCUGUGGGACAUCGUGGGCAGCAGCCUGCGGCUGGUGCGCGAGGACCCAAUACUCUUUGUCACCGCUGUAAGGAUCAUUGAGCGGGAGGAGAAGAUAGAUGAUACUCUGCUCCUGGAGGCCACCUUCCUGCCCCCUGGCCGCCCAAAGGGCUGGAGGCAGAAGUUUUACCACGUUCUUCAGGACACCAUCACAGGAGCCCACUUUCAUGCCAGCCGCAUGGACGCACAGGGGCCAGGGCUGGCCAGGCACUUGGCAGCGCUGCAGAAGGACAUCGUGUCCGAGCUGCGUGUGGUGAAGGACCUGAUGGUCCAGUGUGUCCCAGCUCACUACAACAUCCUCAGCAUCUGCACGGCCACCUACCACCAGGCCCUCACCAGCCACCUCCAGGACAUCCUCCAAGAGGACCUGGACAAACAGGCGCUCUUCCUUCUCCUCGAGUGGGCACUGCGUGUGUACCACAGCCCGGAGAUGAUGGGUCACCCUGACCUUCUCCCAGAAGUGGACAUUUCUGCUCUGGGCCCCCUCCUGUCCCCUGAGCUCGUGGAUCAGAUGGAGAGGAAAUACGUGGUGAAAGUCAAGGCUAGUGUGCUUGAGUGGAUGCAGAGGACCCUGGAGGUGGAGUUCAAGGAAUGGUUCAGGGAAGAGGAACCUGAGACAGACCAUCAGGGCUUCUUUCAGUCAGCCCUGCCCAUAAUUGUCAUGCAGAUGCUGAAUGAGAAUAUCCAGGUGGCUUCCUUGAUCACCAGUUCUCUGCAGCAGAAGGUCUACAACAUGGCCUUGGAGGAGCUUGAAGCAUUUCUGGGCCGUCUGCGGGAAGCCCUAGUGCAAUGUGGGAAGGAGCACCAGAAGGACCGUACUGUACCCAAGUACUAUGUCUCCUACCUACUGGCCAUGCUCAACAACAACCUGGCUCUCAGCUCCUCUGUCUCCUCCCUGCACCCCAAUGCUGCCCACAGAGAAGUCCCUGCGUCCCUCUGGGCUGCUCUGGACAGGAUGCAGAAGAAAGCCUGCCAGCUGCUGCUGGAGGAGCUGCUCCUGGACCUCCAGCCCCUCUGCCUGCAGCUGCCUUCCCGCAAGUGGCUCUCCGGGUCCCAGCUUGUCAGCAACAUGUGUGAAGUGAUUGACAAGUAUGCAAAGGACUUCUCCCAUGUCAGGAAACCUGUCUUCACGCUCCUGCUGAUGGAGAGCGAGCUCCUGGUGGCGAGCCAGUACCUUCGGGCACUCAUGCAGAAGAAGAUGGUGUGCAAGAGCGAGGAGGAGCGGGGCCAGCUCUGCCACCGCCUGCUGCAGGACGCCACGCAGCUCCGGGAGCUCUUCUGUGGACUGGGUCUGGACCAGAGCCAGCAGAGCCUGGAGGCUGUCUUUGCUCUGCGGGAGCUGAUUUGCCUCAAAGACCCAGCGCUGCUCAGCCUGGAGGUGCUGGGCUUCAUCACCAAGUACCCUGAUGUCAGUGAUGAGCACAUCUCCACCUUGCUGGAUCUCCGGGGUGACGUCUCCAAGGAGGUGCGGCACGUGGUGCUGGAGAUGAUGGCGCAGCACCCCCAGGUCCUGCCCGAGAGUUACCGGCCCAUCUUCAGCACCAUCCUGGUCCCUGUGCCGGAGCUGCCCUUCUGCCUUCGCAAGGGCAAGUGUGCCUGACACUGUGCCCCACAGCCUGCUCCCCGCUCCCCCCCACGGACGUAUGGGCCACACAGGACACCUCCGAGGCUGUGCUUGGGGAGAACAGAGGUAACAUGUGGCAUCCCCUACACACAGCACCUUGCCCUGUGCUGGGGACAGUCUGGAUAGAUGCCAUCCUCCUCUGGUCUUGCCUCACUGAGCUGGCUGUCUCCUGCAAGUGCCAGUCCCAGGGGACCUGGGUCAGGAGAAAGUCAACCCAUUGCUGAAUUGCUCAUUGAGGGCUGCUCAGGUCUGGCCUAUUGCCUGCAGGAGAAAGAGGAGCCACAGAGCAAAGGACAGGAGGCUGCAGCUGGGGUAAGCCCACAUCUCUGUGGGGCCACAGAGGUAUUUGGGUUUCCCUGAGUCUCCAGACGGCCCUCUGGGCCAGCGUGUCCUGGCCAUGGCGUCUGUUACUACCCCAGCGCCAAGGCAGACUGGAGCUGUGCUAGACCCAGGCUUGCAAGGGGGCUUUGGCCACAGGAGGUCUUCCUCUGGUAUGGCUCAGCCCAGGUCUGAUGCCGCUCACCCAGCCUGGGCCCUGCAGGGACAGUGAUGGGCAGCUCAUCAUGGCCCACAGCCACAGAGAAGGGCACAGGGAAGUCUCACCACCCUGGGUAGCGCCGUCAACCCUAUCCCUGCCGGUGUGAAGGAAUGGCUCCAAGUUCCUGCCGACCUGCUCGGCUCCUGGCAUCUGAGGCAGGACCUGGGGUCUGAGACUCUCCAGCCUCUCGGAGAUCAUGGUUGUGUCUCGGGUGUCGAGCAGCCUCCUGCCCCCAGGUUCAAGUCCUGUCUGUGAUGGGCAGCACCGCCCUGGGCACUGGCUCUUCCUCCGUCCUCCACUGCUGUCCAGUCCUUGGUCACCUCCUCCCCAGGUGCCACACGAAGAGCAGGAGCAAAGCCUCUGCCUGCAUCCUUGUGCCCAGCCCCUGCAGCAUCCUGGGAGACCUCCAUGCUCUGCCACGCUUCCUCCCUUGUGGCAGGCCGGGUCCUGCUGUCCUUGCCUGUCCCCACUGCCAGAAAUAAAGGCCUGAGCUCUGCAAUCA